Messenger RNA from Oryzias latipes (Japanese medaka), 9063 nucleotides. RefSeq names its product proline rich 12b (gene prr12b). The record is from RefSeq and is a predicted model, not a curated record. Lineage: Eukaryota; Metazoa; Chordata; Actinopteri; Beloniformes; Adrianichthyidae.
GGAGGAGGAUGCAGGCCAGCCCGGCACUCCUGCUGAAAAUGGCGGCUGCAGAGGCAGACAUGUGCGGAGGUGAAGGCGGCGGCGGCGCGGUGUCCGCUCCGCGCGCGAGCCUCCAUCACGCAUCCGCUCCUCCGCGCGGAGCGUCCGCUCUGCAGCCCAUCACUCCAGCACCGGAGACAAUAGACGGUGAAAGAGAUGGGGAGAGGGGAGGAGGGAGGAGGCGCUCCUGGCUGAUGUGACUCCCCCCUCCUCCUCCUCCUCUCACUCCUUCUCCUCCCCAUUCCUCCGAGUCCACAGGCUCGUCAAGCAGAGAAAUAAACAGAAUCGAGCGCUGAGAGGAGAGGACGUUCCUCCCUCCCCUCCCCCCUCACGUAUCUGUCCAUCUCCAUCCCUUUCUUUCAUGGACAGGAAUUUUCCCGCUGCAGGCUUCGGGGAGCUCGGGGCUGGAGCGGGAUGGACCUACGACAGAAAACCCAGCCUCAUGUACGGCAGCUCCAGGUCAUCCCACCCGGACUCAGAACUCCUCCACAGGCAGGCCUACGCCCCCCCUCACCCGCUUCAAGGCUAUUCAACCAACCACCAUCCAGGAAGACAAGGCGGAGGAUGGGGCACUGCUGGUCGCACCAUCGGUCUGUCAGGCCUGUUUGAUGCCAGCCUCCAUCAUGCUGGCCCCUCGGCCCCUGACCCCUCUGUCAUGAACCUGAUUUCCGCUCUGGACUCCCGCGGUCCACAGUCUGCACCCCCCGCUUCCUCCCUCCUCUCUCAGUUUCGUAAUCCCACCUGGCAAACCGGUAUGCACACGCCGGCCCCAGCAGACCUCUUCAUUGCUGGGACACUCCCAGGUUCCAGUUCCUUCCCCUCCUCCUCAGCCCUCUCAGCGUACCAACCUCCUGGCUCCUUUUCUGGACGAUCUUUCACUCCCUCGCUGUCCUUACAGGAUGCCCCCACAUACAGCCCAUCCUCCAGCAGUUUGGUUUCUCCCCAUGAUUCUUUGCUGCACAUGAAAACACCGUCCCAGUCCAGCCUGGGCUUUGAUCGCUUGUUACCGUCUCAGAGUGCCGCAUACAGGGGUUCCCAUGAGCCUUCAGUUCCUCCUCACGCCCAAACUCCUUCCUCCUCCUCCAGCUGUCACUUGCCAUCCCCCAAAUUCAACCUGUUAUCCUCCCAUCUCCACAAUCGCUCCUCUCAGCUCUAUAAUACUUCCAUGUUUUCUUCAUCUCCAGGCCUCCCCCCUGCACCUUCCUCCCAGUCCCAAACUCCCUCAGAGAUGGCGAUUUCUCGGCAUGACAGUGUGAUCAAGCAUUACCAGCGCUCCUCACCUGCCCAGUCCUCAGCCCUGCAGCAAUAUGCCAGUUAUGGUGGAUCAUCAGAAUACCACCAGGCUGUCAGCCACCACAGGCAUGCUGGGGUGUCCUGCAGUCCUCUAGGGGAACAGAGCCCCCCUACUGACCCCAAAUUAUCACCACAGAUGGAAUCCCAAACCUACUCCCCAAUUAUCCCGACUCCCUACUCAUCUUCGUCCUCUGGUCAUUCUGCUUCCUCUUUAUCUGUCACAAAGGGAACCAAAUCUUCAAGCUCCACCAGUGGCUACUCCUCCUCUGGCUCAGCAUCAUCCUCUUCCCAAAACCCCCACACUCCACCAUCAGCAUCCUCCACUUCUUCUUCAUGCUCCUCUAGUUCCAAAACAAGCAACAGCUCCUUUUCUGUUCCGUCUUGUCAGCAGCUGCCCUCUCAGUCCGCCACAGCACCACCACCCCAAUCUGGGGUGUCGUCUACACUUAUGCAACAUACAGCUGCCAAACAAUGUUUGUCCAGCCAUGCCUCUCAAUCUGUGGCCAAAUCAGGUGCAAGCCUGUCAGACAGCACACAUCCCCAACACCAUUCCCAGCCCUACUCCCCCAAUCAGCCUCCUUCUACACAUAUUACCCAACCCUACAGAGACUUCAGCUCACCUCACACCCAAGACAUGAGCACCACGGCAGGGUCUUCAGGGGGAAAGGUGUUCACUGGGGUACCUCCAGGAGGACGCUCUUUCUCUGCUGAAAUCAUCUACGAGGACUCCAGUUUUUGCUCAACUUCUCUCAAGAGAUCAAGCAGUCCGUCUCUAGGAUACGGGAGUGAAUCAGCGGGCAGUGGACAUGCAUCAAGUGUUGCUGCCCACAGCAGUGGAGUUGGAUCGGCAGGAUCAGGGAGUGGGGCUGCUAGCAUUGGUAAUGAAAGCAAUGGCUCAUUCCAUCCACCUGAUUGUAGUACCUCACCAUCUGUCACUUCUGCCCUCACGCACCCUGCGUUGCCCUCCCCUGCUGCCAAUGAAUGUCUUUCACAGUCCCCUGGAGCCCCUGGGUCUGCAAAAUACCUGCCCCCUAUCCUAUCUUCUGCCUUCAUGUCCUCACCACAAGGAUUUCAAAAUCCAAGCCAAACCUACCACUCAACCCCGUCAACGCCCAAGACAGAAACAAAUUUGCUGGCAAUUGAUCGGUCCAGAGACGAGGAAGAGAGCAGUGACUUCCUAAUCCACCACCUGCUGAAUACUCAGAGCUCAAGCCCACAUCUCUCUCAGCUUCACUCACGUCCACAGCAGCUGCCCCAAUCUCUGUCUCAGAGCAGGUAUGGGGAGGGCAAAGGAAUGACUUAUGACCUUGAAAAGGCUUCAGACGAGCACUACCACGCUCAGAGCGUCAUUCGCACUGGUAAUGCCACCAGCAGUUCAGGGCCUGCAACGUCAACUUGUGACACAGCAAGCGUCUCAAACAGACACUUGGAAACAUCUCAGAUGAAACAGCAGACCAAGAUAGGGCUGGCCAUACCAAACAGCACUGCUGGGGUGUUGCGAGGGGCUGAACCUGUAUCACACUCCCAGCACAACGAAUUGGGUUCUGUUGUUCACUAUGGAAGAGGGGACCUCUAUCCGCAACACUCACAUUCUCAGCACUCUCAUCACACGUCACACAUUUCCUCCCAUUCCCAGCAGCACACUCAACAUCCCCAACAAAUAUCCCAACACUCUCAACAUUCCCAACAAAGCCUUUCAGGUUCCCACUCUCGCAGCAACUCCCACGUGGAGCUUAACAAGCCUUCAAAUGCAAGCGACAACAGCUAUCUGUGCAACACACCUAGUAUUCAACAGGCUCAACAAAACCAAGCCCCCCAUUCUCUGAUGGAUUCAUCACCAAAUCCUCCUCACCCAUCUCAGAGCUCAUUGAUCUCCCAUAACACCCACAGCAAGAUGGAGUCCCAGCAAUCUCUUUCAAAGCAGCACUCUCUGAAUCAGGCAGGCAUGGUAGUGGGUUCAUCUGGAGGAGUGGGACCACUGGGGUUGGAAUCCCACUCUCAAAGCCACUCCUCACAACUGCAACUCCACCUUCAGAACCAGAGUGUUGACACCUGCUUCAACCUUGCUGGCCAACCAAGAAACCCCACGCAAACCAACCAAAACUCAUUGUCUUCUCUAGACAUGUUGGAACAGUCUCUCUCCUGUGCCAACAGUAUGGAAAGUGGAGGACCUCUGGACACAGGUGGGACAGGGGUGACUAUUCCUUUAAGGAAAGAUGAUGGUGAAGAGAGGCCUAGACAGCAUCACAAGCUUACACCCCACCAUCAGUCGCAACAAAAAGGGGCCGACAUUCACGAUUUUCUCGCAGAACCAGAUAUGAGUCUCUCCCCAUCGUCACACCUUCAUUGCCUCAACCAGCCUCCAGUUCAUGCACAGUCACAUGGCCCCCACGAUCAACAAACACUCACUCACCACCAGAUGACACAUGCUCAGAUGUCUCACCAUCACCCCCACCAAAUAGCAGCAAACAUGGGGACCCCCCAACAAACCCAGCAACCACAACCAAUAGAGCAUGAAGCCCAGCUGUCGCACUCCCAGGUAGAUCAGCUCAAACAGCCCCAGUUUGACUCAAUGACUGUGGCAGAUAAAGUAGGACCGCAUCAAGGCCAGCAGCAGCGGUAUCCACCAAUGACAUCCAUCUGCUUUCCAGAUUCUCUACUGCAGGAUGAAGGGCGGGCUUUUUUCCCUGAGAUGGAGGACAUCUUUUGCUCAUCAGAGUUUAAGUCGAGCUGUGUCGGGGACUGUAGGGCAGGGCAGAUUGGUCGGGACAGCCUCAGUCAAGCACGUCAGUGUGUGAAGUCCGGAGGGACUGGGGAAGAUUACGGCGUGGUGGGUUCUCCCUCUGAUCAAAGUUAUGGACAGUACUGCCAUAACAUGCUGGGACAAGGCGGUGGCAAUCUCCACUUAGACCUCGACUCUCUGAAAACCCAUGAGCUUCCAUCCACAGUGAACACCGAACAGCUGGGUCUGAUCCAAUCCCAAACUCCCACUCUUGGAUUAGGUUCAGGGGAGAGCUCAGUCAGCAAAAUGAUGGGGGCUGUUGGUGGCAGUUCCAACACAAGUGGUCUGACUUCUCCUAUUUUCUGUUCCACGCGUCCCAAAAAACUGCUAAAGACCAGCUCAUUCCAUCUGCUCAAACAGCGGCGUGAGCCGCAACCCCAGACAAAGAAAAACUAUGCCCAAGAGUAUGAGUUUGAGGAUGAUGAAGAUAAAGCUGACGUGCCAGCAGACAUUCGACUCAACACGCGACGCCUCCCUGACUUAUUACCUGACUUGGUGUCAAGUUGCAGGAGGGGUGGAGGUGCAUCGGGGGUCAGCGGGUUCAAUCCAGUCAUAGGUGACUUGGACUUUUGCCGUGCUUCCAGUUACUCUUCCCUUGGAAACCCUCCACAACUCCCCCCCCAUGAUGGUCCUAAGAAAAGAGGGCGAAAACCAACAAAACCAAAACGGGAAGGCCCUCCUCGCCCACGAGGUAGGCCACGCAUACGCCCCCUUCCAGAGCCCCCUUACUGCAGAGGCUUGACGGGAUCAGUGGCUGGCGAAACGAGAAGGGGCCGUGGGCGGGGUCGAGGGCGUGGCAGACGAGAGGAAGGCCUGGUUAAGACUCACCGAGAUGUCAACAAAACACAAAGCCUCCCAUAUCAGCAUCAACAACAGUUUAACUCACAGGCCAAUCUCCAACACCCACCACCAUACAGCCAGCACGCAGACCGCCAUCAAGCUGCGCACCAGCAACCGCAGCACCACCUGUACCAACAGUCGCAGGGUUCCUGCUCUCACCAUCAGCUUCACCCUCAGCAGCAUUAUCAACAACAGCAGCCAGCCCCUCAGGAACAAAAUGUAGUCGCACCUAUCAAGAUCAAGCUGCCCUUCUCCACCAUUGCCCCGUCAGAGUCCCUGCUGAGGACAGACUCUCUGUCCAGCAGCGAGCCCGUUCUGUCCGAUGGCUCGCUGGGCUCGGCUCCGUCUCUGGGCCUGAGUCCUGGACCCAGCAGCGCCAUGGAAAUCAGCAGGAGCGACCUGGACCAGACUCAGGACGAGCAGCAGCACAGAGCUGGAGAGGUGAUGAUGGAGGAAUGGAAGAAAGAAGCCGACGAUGCUCUGAAUCCAGACGACUGGGCUGCUGUGCACAAGCUGGCCUCUUCUGCAGAGGACUUCAAACCUGGCUUCAUGGCCUCUUUUCUGGACUUCCUGAAGGCGGGAAAGAAGCCGGAGCUUCCAGCAGACCGUGAUGGAUGUCCGCAGGAAAAUCUAGACACUUGCUGCUCUUUGAAAGGAGGUAUCAGGCCCCUGUCGUCAUCUCCUUCUUCACUACCGUCGACUCCUCCACCACAACCCACAGGGACUUUCAGUGACGAAGGGCAGGGCGAGGGGGAGGAGCUGGCCCUCAGUGGUUGCCCCAGCCCCUGCAAGCCUCUUGAUGAAGAGCUGAAGGGAAAUCUGGAGGCGCUUCCAUCCUUCUCCUCUGACGAGGAAGACUCCGUCAGUAAGAACCAGGACCUGCAGAAGAGCAUCUCCUCUGCCAUCUCUGCCCUCUACGACACGCCCCACUCGCUGGCUGCUGCCAUGGCCUCCGCCAUGAUGAAGGCACAGCCUCCCCUCACCCCAACCACGCCACAAGAGCCUUCCCUCAGCCCUCUCCUCCCUGCCAGGCCUCCCCCCAUCCCUGAUCUGAAACAGACGAAAGAGGAGAUCCUCCCUUGCACACCACCUCGUGUUAAGGAGGAUGAGGAGCAGAAGCGGAUGUCUUCGUGUUCAAACGGAGCAGAAACCAAAGAGACUGAGCACAGCGAUGAAGAAAAGACCAGAGGAGGUCAGGAGGAAGUGAUCAAAGAGAUGCUGAAUCUGCAGGAGGAGGAGGAGCCAAGAGAGGAGGCACAGGAGGAGGUUCCAGGGAUGCAGACUUUACAGACUCCCAAAGCUCAAGAUUCCCCGUCUGCUCCUGCUGCACCUCCAUGCUCGUCUCCUUCCGCCUCCCCCUCACGCCAUAAACGUUCCUCCCCCCUUCCUCUCUCCCCCCUAAGUUUCUCUGUGCCCUCCCCCCCGCCCACCAAGCAGGAGGAUGGGACUCCUGGAUUCUCCUCCUCCUCCCAGCCGUCUUCGUACCAUCCAGUCCCGAACACGGGAGCCUCCCUGCCCCCCUCCACCUCCCCCCCAGCCAGCCUCCCAUCGCCGCUCUCCAACCUCCCUCUGAGUCUGCCAAUCCCCCCUCCAUCCACCACGCCUCCACCGUCGUCCUCCGACCAGGACCAGGACCCCGAAGCUGGGCAGCCGUCUCCCUCCUCGCCCACCUCCUCUUCCUCAUCCUCUCAGCCCCCGUCCCCCCCAACACCAGAGGAGGCCCCAGCCUCCCAGCGCCUCACCGCCCUCCACCUGGCAAAGAAGCAGGCCGACGCCGCCAUCGCAGGGGAGAGCGAGGAGGAGGACAGCGAGAGCGGGGGGGAGGGCAUCUUCCGGGAGAGGGACGAGUUCGUGGUUCGGACAGAGGACAUCGGAACUCUGAAGAUGGCUCUGCAGACCGGCCGGGAGCCCCCACCCAUCUGGAGGGUCCAGAAGGCUUUACUGCAGAAGUUCAGCCCUGAGAUCAAAGACGGUCAAAGGCAGUUCUGUGCAACCAGCAACUACCUGGGAUACUUCGGAGACGCUAAAAUGCGUUACCAGCGUCUCUACGUGAAGUUCUUGGAGAACGUGAACAAGAAGGAUUACGUCAGGGUUUGUUCCCGGAAGCCGUGGCACCGGGCCGGCCUGACGCUCAGGCGCCAGUCACUCGCCAAACAGCUGCCCAGCAUCCACGCUCAAAGCCAGCAGCGCAUGGAAAGGCAGAAGGAGAAGGAGGUGAAGGAGCAGAGAGACAAGCUGCAGAGGGAGCACAGGGAGAAGAUGGAGCAAAGGGAAAAAGAGAGAAAGGAGGAGAAAGAGAGGCAGGAAAGGGAGCAAAAAGAAAAGAUGACGAAAGAAAAAGAGGAAAGGGAGCAGAGAGAGAGAGAAAAGGAGGCAGAGAAGAAGAAGGAGCAGAAAGAAAAGGAACACAAAGAUGUGGGCAGAUGGGAAGAGGAGAGAGGACAAAAAGAAAGAGAAGUGAACGAAAGCAGAGACAGGGAACAGAGAGAACAGGAAAGAGAAAGAAAAGAAAAAGAGGACAAACAGAGAGAGACAGCACUGAAAGAAAUGGAGAAACAACAGAGAGAACAGAAUGAAAGAGAGAGACAAGAAAAGGAGAAACGGAAGGACAGAGAGCCGACGGAGGAGGAGAAACAGAGUGAGCAGAGAGAAAACAAGAGAAGAGAAACGGAGAGAGAGAACCAAAGUGAAAGAGAGCGAGGGGAUGGAGGAGGGGAACUGAUGAGGGCAAAAGAAGAGAAGAGAGAAGAGAGAAAGGUGGAGAGUCAGUCCAGAAGCCGGAUGCCACGAGACAAGGCUGAGCCCCCCCCAAAGAAGAGGAAGAAGUGGCUGAAGGAGGUGCCGUCCUCCUCGGACUCAGACUCCUCCAUGCCCAGCGAUGACGAGGGGCCUCUGCGCGCCCUGGUGAACAGCCGCGCCAUGAGGGAGAUGUUCAGGAGCUACGUGGAGAUGCUGGUCAGCACGGCGCUCGACCCCGACAUGAUCCAGGCUCUGGAGGACACCGACGAUGAGUUAUACCUCCCACCUAUGCGGAAAAUUGACAGCCUGCUGAGCGAACAGAAGAAGAGGCUGCUGGGUAGAGUCAACAUGAGCUCUCAGCACCAGGAGGCCUUACAGCUGUUUCCCAAAAUGACAGCAGACCCUCUGGAGUCCGGAGCCGUCAGGGUCCACCUCGGCGGGGAGGGCUACAACCGCAAGACGUUAAAUCGGGUCAAGAAGAGCAUUUCCAAGCAGCAGGACAUGAAGCUUUCAAUAGAAACGUGUCGCAUUUACAGCCUGUACCAUUCUCUCCAUCACUACAAGUAUCACACCUUCCUGCAUUGUAAGAAGGAGACGGACAGCAUCGAGCAGGCCGCUGAGGACCCGGGCCAGGAGGAGGUGGUGCAGCAGUGCAUGGCCAACCAGAGCUGGCUGGAGAGCCUCUUCAACUCCUUCGUGGAGCUGCUCAGCCUCAGCUGCAAAGCCUGAAGGGCGGCGGCGGCUGGAGGAACGGCGUUUGUGGCGCUGCAGACGUCUGUGAAUGUGAUGGACGACCUCCAAAUUCAAAUCCGAGAAAUCUGAUCCCCACGAGCGACCUGUCCAUAAAGAUGCAUUGAUGCCUAUGGUUUAUAUGAUUUAAACGAGGUGGUUUUUAAACCCCCCACCCUGAAGUGGGUUUGUUUUUUUUGUUGGUUUGUGUUAAAGGGGUGUACAUAAAAUAUCCCGCCUCCUGUUAGAUGAGUGGCAGACGAAGAUGAAAGGACUAUUUGACAGAAGAAGCAGAUAAACGGUCGGUGAAGGACAGGAGGGAGGGGCUUUCAUGCUAUAGAAAAAUGUCACAAAGGAGUUUCUUAAAGAAAGUGUGAGCUGAGAGGAUCCAACAUCAAACUGUAAGUGUCCGUGUUCAGUGUCAGUCGUUUGAUCUCUUUGUUGUUGGUUGAUUUUCGCUCCUGUUUGACCUCUCAGAGAAUUUUUUUGCAAAGCGAUUUUCUUGUUUUCGGGUGUACAUAUUGUACAGCGACGUCAUUCUCUAGAUCACAUUUGCUUUUCUGUAAAUGAAAUUCCUGUAUUUGACAUAAGAAAUAAAACUUCAAAUGAAAAUACUGAUCAAUAAGCAGCUGAAUGAGGAC